AACAUCAUUAGCUUCUGGAAUAGGGCAGGUGGAAGGUAUCCAAUGCCUUAUUUAACAGGCCACUUCUUUAAUGUGCUCAUGAUAGCUAAGCACUUUAGGCACUAAAUUCUACAGAUUGAAGGCUUGGAAAUCACAUCUACCUGUAAUGGAAAGUCUGAAGUACCAAACAGUAGCAGCCGUAAUACUAGUUCUUAUGAUUGCUGCAGUAGCAGAUCCUGAUCCCAUGAAGGAUUUUUGUGUGGGACUUAAGCUAAAUAAUACCCACAAGCUCAAUCUCAAUGGACUGCCCUGCAAGGAUCCCAGUGAGGUUACUGUGGAUGACUUUGUGUAUGAGGGGCUAAGGAAGGCUGGGAAUCUAUCAGCUAGUAGCACUGGGUUUGCAGGUACAUCUGUGAGUGUUGUGCAAUUUCCUGGACUGAACACUUUGGGGAUGUCAGCUGUGAGGGCUGAUUUUGAGAAAGGGGGAUUGAAUGUACCUCAUCUGCAUCCCAGAGCCACAGAGAUUGGGUAUGUGGUGGACGGAAGUUUGUAUUGUGGGUUUAUCACAUCAGAAAACAAACUAUAUGCUAAGGUCAUUCAUAAGGGGGAUUUGAUGGUUUUUCCAAGAGGGUUGGUGCAUUUUCAGAUGAAUGUGGGACAUGGACCUGCUGUCAUUGUGGGAACAUUCAAUAGUGAGAAUCCUGGAUUGCUGAAGCUUCCUUCUACCCUGUUUGGAUCAGGCAUUGAGGACCAUCUUCUUCAAAAAGCUUUUCAGCUUAGUAAAAAGCAAGUCAGAUCCUUGAAAGCCAAGCUUGGUCCCAAGGGAUAGAGGAUAUUUAGUGGAUCUUCUGUCAAAAUAUAUGUUUCAUCCUUUCAAAGACUGUAACUUUAUCUGAAGAAUCUGUCUGCUAAGUUUAUUAAGUUGGUUGUCUAGCUCAGCACCCCUACUGGUGCCUUCUUUCUGUGUUGUGAAGAAUCAAAGUCUCUGGUUCAAUAAUCACCUAAUGUAAGCUUAUCUGUUGAAUAAUGAUCAAGUCCUAUAAUUGAAGUCA
Messenger RNA from Cryptomeria japonica (Japanese cedar), 1031 nucleotides. Its product is annotated as germin-like protein subfamily 3 member 2. Lineage: Eukaryota; Viridiplantae; Streptophyta; Pinopsida; Cupressales; Cupressaceae. Gene Ontology annotation, molecular function: manganese ion binding. The transcript has a single exon. The record is from RefSeq and is a predicted model, not a curated record. Bases 146 to 808 code for a protein of 220 amino acids. Gene Ontology annotation, cellular component: cell wall.